AUGCCACCAUCGCGCGUCCGCAAAGAAGAGGCGGAGCUCCGCCAGAUCGCGAAGAAGUCACGACUGGCUCGCAGGGAGGCUCAGCAGCGCGAGCGGAAGCAGCAUCAGCGUGCGCGACGCGCGGCGGCGACGAGCGGUGAGGCGCCUCCUGCUGCUACUGAGCCAGCCGGCGCCUCUGUGAAAAACAGAAGGCGAGGGGCAAUCCUCCUCCCACAUGAGGUCCAGGAGCUGCGUCAGCGGCUCCUGGACGACGACACCGCCGCCGCCAGCUCUGCGUCUGGGGCGGGCUUUCCCGACCGGAAGAAGAAAAAGGCGGAAGCGAAGAAAGCCGCUCGCUCUUCCGCCAGUAAGUCCGCAGGCGCUGCCGGGGCCAGUAGUCACAGCGCCGUCUUUGCCUCUUCCACACUAGUUCCUGCCUACCACCAGGAGGUUCACUUCAAGAAGAAGAUGUUCUUCGUGGACGUGGUGCUGCACCACAUCCCGCAUCAGAAGAUCGACAUCAGUGAGACGAACGCGAGCCAGCUGGUAGUCGACACGUGCGGCCACACAAAGAGGUACCGCCUCGUGCUGCCGUACCCGAAGGGCAUGCGGUGCGACGCCGCGGUGGCCACGUACGAGUUUGAGAACGGCAUCCUGCACUGCCGCCUGCCCAUCGUGGAUGGCACUAUCCCGGUCGACCUCGAGGUAGAAAAUGAGAGGAUAGUCGAGGAAAUUCGCCAGCAGAAGGCAUUGCGCUUCCGCGUGACUCAGGACGGCGACUUGACGGUUCGCACGCGGCAGGCGCUGCUGGCGCCAACGCCCGUUGCUCAGGCUGCGCUGAUAGAGACGAAAAAGGCGGCGGCAGCGGCACGGCGCUGUGACGAUGCGGACAAUGUCAACGAUACCAUCAACACCAAGGAGCUAGAGGCGGAGGGGAGGGAAAAGACGGCUAGCCCCAAGUCUCGGAAGCGCACACGCGACAGCGGUGAGGAGGAUAGCAAGGAGAUGCAGCAGCCGACAAACUCUGCAUCAACGGGGAAAGCGGCGGGUGCGGCUUCGUCGGAGAGCAUUGCGCUGAAGGAAGCUGCUGCGGCGUCAAAGCCAGCCACGAAGAAGUCGAAGUCUGAUAUCUUCGAGGCAGAGCAUGCCAAGGCGAUGGAGGCUGCAAGGACAGCCGCUGCCAAGGUGCACCUCUCUCUGCGCGAGCGGGUGAAGCUGGCCAAGACGGUGCAGGCGAACCGCGAGGAGCGCCUGAAGACGCGUUCCCUCCGCAAGGAGCGGAAGGAGGAGCAGAGGCAGCGGUCUUUCCACCGCGUUUUGGAGGAGCAGAAGCGCCAGCUUGUGGCCCGUGCGGCGAUGCAGCGAUCGGUGCCGCGCCCCACCCCAAAGGCGAACGCGCCGGCAAAGUCGGUGCGCUUUGCCGACGCGUGA
This is a messenger RNA of Leishmania braziliensis MHOM/BR/75/M2904, 1410 nucleotides long. RefSeq lists its product as hypothetical. NCBI's taxonomy places the organism in Eukaryota, Euglenozoa, Kinetoplastea, Trypanosomatida, Trypanosomatidae. Bases 1 to 1410 code for a protein of 469 amino acids. The record is from RefSeq and is a predicted model, not a curated record. The transcript has a single exon.